AGUAGUAGUGGUGGUGGUGGAAAUACAAGUGUAAUCUCUUCAAUACCACAGUCUCAAACUUUGGAUCCACUAAUGGUCAAUUCCACCAGUGAAACUCCAAGGAAACCUGGUGCGCGACGUCAGGAAAAACCACCGUAUUCGUACAUCGCUCUAAUCGUAAUGGCGAUUCAGUCUAGUCCCGGAAAGCGUUUAACACUCUCAGAAAUUUACACGUUCCUCCAGCAGAGGUUCCCUUUCUUCAGAGGUGCUUAUCAGGGUUGGAAGAAUUCCGUAAGACACAACCUGAGCCUGAACGAGUGUUUUAUUAAGCUUCCAAAAGGUCUGGGAAGACCUGGCAAAGGACAUUAUUGGACAAUUGAUCCAGCAAGUGAAUUUAUGUUUGAAGAAGGUAGCUUCCGCAGAAGACCUAGAGGAUUUAGAAGAAAAUGCCAAGCCUUGAAGCCUCAGUACUCUCAGUACUUCACCAGCGCUACACCGGUCGGUGUUGGCGUCGGGGUAGGAGUAGGCGUACAAGGUCCAGGAUAUGAAAAUCUUGGUGGAGGUGUUGAGUAUGCUAAUGGGUAUCAGAAUCAGUAUCAAAAUUAUCAGGAUUACGCUAUGUAUGGUCCUAGUACGGGAAUGACUGCGGAUUGGGGAUAUGCUGAAACGCCAUACAAAGCUCCAUCAAUUGCUGAAGUGACCUAUAAGACUACUGAAGUCACUUAUAAGACCGGAGAGAGUUCGCUAUACCGUAACGGAGAAGUGCCACCAGCUUACAAAGCUGCCGGAGAGAUCACGUUCAAGAAUGAACCACCCUACAGAAACCCUGGUGAAACCUCGGUACCCUCAUACAGAGUAUCUGAAGGAUUUCAGCCUUCCACCAAGGAUCAUCAUCCAGGAAUCAGCUACAAGCCUGAAAACGAUCAUGAGCCCAUGAUGAACAGCUAUAAGGGAACUGGUUCGAAUCCUCCAACACCGGUCAGUUCAACCCAACAGGAUUAUUACACGGGUUAUGGUCUCCCUGCACCCGGAAACAACAAUGGGAAUGUUGUCAAUGCCAAUGCAAAUGUUCAGCAAGCUAACAACAUGCAGGGAAUGCAAUCGCAACCAGGUUCAGCCAGUCCAAUAGGAAACAUGAACUCGCCUCAUAGUGGCUGCCAUACACCAGUAACAGAUCAUGGUAUGAGAAUGCAGUGUUCGAGUUCGAAUUCAAAUAGUUCCGGCGGUGGACUCGUCGAACGGAAAUCAUCUUACCUGAGCCAUCCUCCAGCUUCCGUGGCGUUAAGCUCUCUAAGCUCUCUGAGCUCAAUAAGCUUAAGCAAUCUGGGUGGUUUAAGUAUACCCAGUAUACCGUGCACUGUACCAUCGAAUGUUCACACUUCGACGUCACCACCUACAACAAUGUUCUACGAUCAGAUCAAGUACACCAUGUGAUUGGAAUUGAGAAAAGGAAAAAAAAAUCAUUCGCAAUUAUACCACCUAAAUGAGUAUAUCAAUACAGGCCGAAUCUUACGAUAAAGAAUCGUGGAAGGAAACUAGAGGGAAGAGAAAAUAAAAAGGAGAAUCAAAAAUACGUACUAGAAAUUUGUACGAUAGUCUUAAUGAGUUAGGAUAGUAUGUCUAUCCUAUAAACGUCCUAUUUAUAUUUAUGAACGAGUACUAAUUAAUGUCGUUAGUAAUUUAAGCGUAGUCAUUAGGCAAGUCUGUAGAAUUAAAUAUCGUUUGCUAAGAAAGUUUCGUCUUUAUCCUAUAUUCAGUUAUUUUAAUUUUUCCUAUAAUCGCGACAACUC
Cephus cinctus (wheat stem sawfly) is the source of this 1769-nucleotide messenger RNA. RefSeq names its product forkhead box protein F1. The annotation marks the transcript as partial. Gene Ontology annotation, molecular function: RNA polymerase II cis-regulatory region sequence-specific DNA binding; DNA-binding transcription factor activity, RNA polymerase II-specific. Gene Ontology annotation, cellular component: nucleus. NCBI's taxonomy places the organism in Eukaryota, Metazoa, Arthropoda, Insecta, Hymenoptera, Cephidae. The record is from RefSeq and is a predicted model, not a curated record. Gene Ontology annotation, biological process: regulation of transcription by RNA polymerase II; animal organ morphogenesis. The transcript has 2 exons.